Molecule: messenger RNA, 2072 nt
Organism: Pteronotus mesoamericanus
Lineage: Eukaryota; Metazoa; Chordata; Mammalia; Chiroptera; Mormoopidae
Gene: TSPAN6
Product: tetraspanin 6
Exons: 8
Coding region: 45-782 (245 amino acids)
Cellular component (GO): plasma membrane
Source: RefSeq, a predicted model, not a curated record
CUGUCUGAUUGUCCUGUGCGGCGGGGCAGGUUCGUGGGCUAGUCAUGGCGUCCCCCUCUCGUAGACUGCAGACUAAACCAGUCAUUACUUGUUUCAAGAGCGUCCUCCUGAUCUACACUUUCAUCUUCUGGAUCACUGGUGUAAUCCUUCUUGCCAUUGGCAUUUGGGGCAAGGUGAGCCUAGAGAAUUAUUUUUCUCUUUUAAAUGAGAAGGCCACCAAUGUUCCCUUUGUGCUCAUUGGCACUGGCACUGUCAUCAUUCUUUUGGGUACCUUUGGCUGUUUUGCUACCUGCCGAGCUUCUGCGUGGAUGCUAAAACUGUAUGCAAUGUUUCUAAUUCUCAUUUUUUUGGUUGAACUGGUCGCUGCCAUCGUAGGUUUUGUUUUCAGACAUGAGAUUAAGAACAGCUUUAAGAGUAAUUAUGAGAAAGCUUUAAAGCAGUAUAAUGCUACGGGAGAUUAUAGAAGCGAUGCAGUAGACAAGAUUCAAAAUACGUUGCAUUGUUGUGGUGCCACCAACUUUGAAGAUUGGAAGGACACUAAUUAUUACUUAGAAAAAGGAUUUCCCAAGAGCUGCUGUAAACUUGAAGAUUGUUCUCCUCAGAGAGAUCCCGAUAAAGUAAACAAUGAAGGUUGUUUUAUAAAGGUAAUGACCAUUAUAGAAUCAGAAAUGGGAGUUGUUGCCGGAAUUUCCUUUGGAGUUGCUUGCUUUCAGCUUAUCGGAGUCUUUCUUGCCUACUGCCUCUCUCGUGCUAUAACAAAUAACCAGUAUGAGAUAGUGUAACCGACAUUACAUGGCUUACUCCUCUCCAACUUUAAGGACAUUUUUAUUCCCCACUGUGAACUACUGGAUUGCUUGGUUGGAAAACUGACUCAUUACCCAUAGACCAAGAAACUACACUAAUAGUCUGAUUCAGUCUAGACAUUUGUUCUAUAUGUUGUAAGUCUGCCUUUUGUCCCACUCAUCAUGUAAGAUCAUGAAACUCCCUUAUCACUCCAAAACGCUGGAAGAGCUAGUAAAUUGUAAAUGAAACAAUGCUGUAUUCCUCUUGGUUUUUGUUUUUCUGAGUGUAGGGGUUUUGAAGGCUGCUAGAUUUUAUAUUUUGAUAUACUGUUGUAAAAUGGGAAAUUGACCCCCUUCAAAUUAGCCCCUUCUCAGUUAAGUUUAUGUGCUUUGAUUGCAUAAUUUGCAUCAAGAAGUUAAAAUGUUUUGCUUACUCUCUGUUCUGCUGAUAGGCAGAGAGUGACAUUGUGUAAUUUAGUUCCAGCCAGCAGUUGGAUGAAGCACAUCAGAGUUGCCAGAUGGGAGUAAGGGUCUUUGACCAAAGGUACCCAAGACUCAGUGGUCUGUGACAUAUAAGAUAAUAGCACACUUACAGUUUACAUUUCUUUGCCUCCAGGUUAAGGUUUUUAUAUUGAUGUUUAUAUUUCUUCUAUCAUUUGAAAGGUUCUGAUUAAUGAUGUUGGAAUUACUGUGUUUUCCUGAGAAAUUUAAAGCAACUGAUUUUCAUUAGCUUUAUUUAGCUGGUAUUUCCUUAGCUGGUUGAUAUGACUUAAUUGUCAAUAUUGUGGUCAACUAUUAAACUUCACUGAGAAAGCUAAGCUCCAUAUUUCUGCUUGGAGUAUAAUUUUAGAUAUGAAAUAUAAACCUGAGCUAUGGACUCCCUCUUUAAAACAAAUUAAUGUCCAGCCCUGGCUGGGUGACUCAUUUGGUUGGAAUGUUGUCCCAUACACCAAAAGUUUGCAGGUUUGAUUCCCGGUCAGGGAACAUACGUAGUUUGCAAAUCUGAUCCCUGGUGGGAGCAGGUAUGGGAGGCAACAGGUAGAUGUUUCUUUAUGCCUUUCUUCCUUCCUCCCUCUCUAAAAUCAAUAAACAUAUCCCCAAGGAUUAAAAAAUGCAUAUACUGUUGUCUGUGUCUAUGAGUUUUUGUUUGUUUAUUGCUUUCUGUUUUAUGUCCCACAUAUCAGUGAAAUUGUAUGGUUCUUUACCUUUUCUGUCUGACUUAUUUCACUUACCACGAUAUUCUACUCAAACCCUAUAUGAUAUUAACCAAUAUCACACCAAUAAAUUUAA